Linum trigynum is the source of this 2943-nucleotide messenger RNA. NCBI's taxonomy places the organism in Eukaryota, Viridiplantae, Streptophyta, Magnoliopsida, Malpighiales, Linaceae. The record is from the annotation of a GenBank genome assembly.
CGUUUCGGCCUUCCUUUCACGUUUCUCCGAUUUAUUAACGGGUUUCGUGGUUCAUCUGUAGCAAGGCGUCUACGGCCCAGUAUUUUGAUGGGCCUAAGUGACUAGUCUCACCAGACAACUGUGGAUAAGCCAGGCCUAGAUGAGCAAGCCCAGCUAGAACUUCUUGGCCUCAUGCCCGAUUAGGCCCAACUUGUACGGGCCGAACUAGCCACCCCUGGGCCAUGAGCGCGGAAGCUGCACACACAUGCGAAACGGCUAGAAGAACGAAAAAAGAUACAGAAGAAACGCCGAAACGCGAAACGUUUCGUGUCCUCAAAACCAAAACCGAAACGCGAUAAAUUGACGAGAAAGAGAAAUUGACGAGAUGCGAUAUAUUACUAAAUAUCGAGAUAUUUACGAUAUUUUUGCGAUAUAUUGUGUCCGGCGAUAUUUUGUCACGGAGGUAAAAGAUUUCCCGGGAAUAAGCGGAAAAAAGAAGAAAAAUACUGGAAAAUUACACGAAAAUACAGAAAAUUACACAGAGAAAUUAAUCAAUUAUGACAUUCACCACUAACCUUUCGUCUUGUGCUGCAACAAUCAUUCACAUAGGAGAAACCGGAGCAAGAGAGAGGGGAAGGAAGGUGUCUCCUAGGGCUCUCGGAAAAUCGAUUCCUCGGCGGCGUAGAGUUGUCGGUCCGGCAAGUUCUUUCUCUGUGGUUUCAUGGAUUCUUGUUCUGGGUCCCCAGAAAGUUCAGAUCUUUGCUUGUUUCGUCGCUCCUUUUCAUUGGAAUCAAAUCUCUGGUUCACCCCUGUCCAAUUUCUGCAGGCGCAGGGAGGAUUCCGGCAAGCUCCUGACCUCUCUCUCAACAAGAGCCCCGUUUGAAUUAUGGCUAUGUACAUUCGGGUCAAGCGGAUCAAGACGACGUACUUCAUUCAAUGUGAUCCAACUGAGAAAGUUCUUGAGAUUAAGCAGAAGCUGAAUGUCCUGACUGAGCAAGCAGUUAAUGAUCAGAGGCUGAUCCUUAUGCCGUCGGGGGAAGUAUUAGAGGACUCCAAGUCAUUGGCAGAUCAGAAGGUUGAGAAUGAUGCUGUAGUGGCUCUCACCUUGCGGAAAGAUGGCAAUGAGUUUGAAGAAGUCAACAUUGUUCGCCCAGACGAUUUCUACCAGUCUCGUGAUGCAGAAGGUGGCAGCUGGUGACCCAUCAAUGGCCUUUGGCUUUGGAGAACUGCUCAGCUUUGCAAUGUGAGGAGUGUAGGUCUAGUGGUGUAGAUUUCAGAUUUGAUGCAACAGCCUUGGAUGUUUGUGUUUGUUACCACCGACUUGUUUCUGGUGAGUGAAUGCAACAUCGAGCAUUUAGGAAGUUAUAUAGUCAAGAAUCGAGCAAUGAACAAUGUUUUGAGUUUAUUGCUAAUGAAAAGCGUGAACCUAAAGAUACAUUUAUAUUCCCAAUUCACAGCUUUUUCAUCUCUUUUGCUUUGCUGUUGCUCUUCUUAGGGUUAUGCCCGAAUGCAUUUGCUUUCGUGAUGCUCCUCAAAGAUUGAAAUUAUGUUGUCGAUCUAGGAGCAAUGUCGCCUAUUUUCCUCAGUUAGAUAUCAUUGUAUCGACAAUCGGCUGAAGGGUAGGGUUUAUGGCAAGAUACAAUGGCACUACCGCUGCGCAUUUACACUUGUGUGAUCUAUCUUUAUCGCGGGUUCUGACAACAUUUCCUCUGUUUCGACAAUGAGAUUGAGAUUCUCAAUCCUGUUGAUUCAUUUCCCUUUCUUUUUCCAUUUCUCUAUUCAUUCAUGUGCGUGGUACAAUAACAAACAGAGCUUACACUUGAAGAAAGAAAGGCAGGAGCCAACAAACAGCUCACUGCUGUAUACUAUGAGCUCCCCCCCUGAGCUCAUGCAUGUGGUGGAAGAAGACCUUUCCAGUUUUCACUGUUGCCAAAUAAUUUUCCAUGAGGAGAAAACUGUGCUUGCAGUUGUUGAAAACCUUUUCUUUCUUUAUAUGGAUUAUUACGCUAAUGUUUAGCCAUCAUUUUGGUAUAUUUUGCCUUUGAAUUGCCGGUGUGGCAGGGAUGGUGCUAUUUUAGCUAUAAAACUGUAGUGGAAGUUGUCUCUGAAUUUGAUUGGAAAUCAAAUAAAUGGUUUGAUAUGGGGUGUUAGUCUGCAAAAUUGUGAAGCAAGACUUGUUUAUUAGGAUAAACUUUUGAAACCUCGAAACAGGGUUACAUAGGAUCUUCAACAUAAUUUCUUUUUCAUUGUGUUUGUGCUUUUGCGUUGUACAUGCUGACCGUUGUCAUUGAUGGCCACAGAAGUUGAUUUUGCUUGAUUCUGGUUUCUGCCUUGGCAAUGCAUAAACAAUAAACCACAGGGAAUUAGAUGACCAGCUAAGAUGGGUGUGGUGCCCAGAAUCUCGUCUCAUUGGCAUACAGAACCUUUCGAUUUUAAGGAGUCCUUCCGAUUAUGGAGCAAAUCUCCCAGACAGCCUUAAGAUUCAUAAUGUCAUCCUUAUGUUGUUCAAUAGGCUAAUCAAGCUUCUCAACCAAGAGCUAAAUCCCCGAAAAUAACAGUGAAUGCCAUUCCAUCUGGCAUCUAUAAGUUUCUAUACUAGCUAAUGCAGUCAUACAGUAUUACAAGCACACGUCAGGGAUUUUUUCUUUUUUUGGUGAACUACCAUCUUCUAUUUACAAGCUUUGAUUAAAAGAUAAAAAGCCUCUCAAACACAUGAUAAUACUGUGUUACAUCCUCCUUCGUAAGAUAUCCAUCUUGUCGUUGUAUGUGCUUAACAGGAUGGAAAGAAACCUGGCCUCGCCAUUGCAUGGACUGCUGUUUCUGGCGUUCUUGAUGAACAUGUUCAUGCCAUCAUACAAAAGGCUUACAUGACAUCGAAUGAUGAAGAAUUUCAUAUCAAAUGAAAGCUUGCAGUAGCUAUCCCCAAUAUGAAAACCUAUUGUCAAAUGAAAGCAAGUGCAGAGA